CGAGCGGCAGCGCGGGCUGCGGGCGGCGGCGGGCGCAGUCCCAGCGCGCACCGCUGGGUGGUGCCCUCGGCCAAGGCGGCGCUGAGAGGCUGCGGCAGCGGAGGCGGCCGAGCCCGGAGCAGCCCAGAGCAGCUGAGAUUAGAGCAGCGCAGAGCAGCUGAGAUUAGAGCAGCGCAGAGCAGCCGGGUUCGACCGAGCGCAGCCCAGAGCAGAGAAGAGCAGCCGGUCGCAGCCGCAACGAGCUUAGACCAGCCCAGCUCGGCUGGGCGCAGGUGGCAGCGGCAGCUGCUGCGAGCGCUGCCCUGUGUCCCCCGCUGCCGGGACACCCCGGCUGCUUUACGAGCCGCCGGAGGAAUUACCCACAGCGACCGAAGGCGCCCACCCUCCUCUCGGCCGCUUUCCGCGGGGAAUCGCCCGGGACAGCCCCGACACCGACACCGACACCGGCCGCCGCCGCCGCCGCGCCAUGGCGAUCGCAAGGCAAGUGCUUUGUGUCUGUGCUUUGCUGUCGCUGCCGCACGCUCGCGCCGAGCCCAUCCGCUACUCCGUGGCCGAGGAGGCGGAGAGCGGCUCCCUGGUAGGCAAGCUGGCGGAGGACGCGGGGCUGACGCCGGCGCAGCUCUCGGCUCGCCGCGCCCGCCUGGUGUGGGAGGACGGGCGGCAGCAUUUUCGCUUAGAGCGCGCCUCCGGACGCCUCGUCGUGGCGGCCAGGCUGGACCGGGAGGAGCUGUGCGCCCAGGCCGCCCCCUGCGUGCUCCCCUUCGAGCUGCUGCUCUCCAACCCCCUGCAGUUCUUUCGGGUCGAGGUGGCUCUGGAGGAUAUCAAUGACCACUCACCCGUCUUCCCCGAGGAAAGAGUCAGAUUUGACAUCACGGAAAAGAGUGAUCCCGGAUCGCGUUUCCCCCUGGAGGUCGCUCGAGACCUCGAUAUUGGCAGUAACGCAGUCCAGGCAUACAGCAUUGCUCCCCAGAACGGGUAUUUCAGUGUGUCCCAUGGGACUCGGAUUGCAGGAAAGAAGUAUCUGGAAUUGGUCUUGGAAAAGUCACUAGACAGAGAGGAGCAGGCAGAGAUGAGUUUCACUGUUAUUGCUGAAGAUGGGGGCUUUCCUCCAAGGAGUGGCAGUACUGAAGUCCACAUUGUCAUUCUAGAUGUAAAUGACAAUGCUCCCAUUUUCACACAGGAGGUGUAUGUUGGACAGGUUCUGGAGAACGUGCCAGAAGGUUCUGUGGUUUUGACCGUGAUGGCUACUGAUGAGGAUGCAGGAGUUAAUGGGGACAUUUCCUAUCAACUCAGCCAAGCAGGGGGACAGAGUGACGCAGCAUUUGUGAUUGACCCCACAGCUGGUGAAAUUAAGCUCACAAAUCCUCUGGACUUUGAGGCAGCACAGAUUCAUGAGCUCAGUGUGAGGGCCAGAGAUGGAGGAGGGCUCUCAGCAAUCUGCAAAGUGUUGGUGGAGGUGGUGGAUGUGAAUGACAAUGCCCCAGAGCUGGUGGUCAGUUCCUUCAGCAGUCCCCUCCCCGAGAACACAGCGCCGGGCACAGUGGUGGCCCUGUUUUCCGUCAGGGACCGGGAUUCUGGUGCCAACGGCAAGAUCUCCUGUGCCCUGGAGGAUCAGCUCUUCUUCUCCCUGCGGCCGGCCUAUAAGAAUUACUAUGAGCUGGUGACAGUGAGCGCGCUGGACCGCGAGGAGACGGCUCAGCACAUCCUGAGGGUCACAGCAGCAGAUGCGGGCUCGCCUGCUCUCACAAGCACGCACACCUUCAGCGUGGACAUCUCGGAUGUCAACGACAACGCUCCCGUCUUCAACCAGACCUCGUACACCAUGUAUGUCCGUGAGAACAAUGUCCCCACAGCGUUUGUGGGAGCCGUCAGCGCCGCCGAUGCGGACGAGGGGCUCAAUGCCAAGGUGACCUAUUCCCUGGCGCCAGCGCAAGCGGCAGAGCGGCCCUGGUGCUCCUGCAUCUCGGUGGACUCGGAGAAGGGACACGUGUUUGUGCUGCGGCCCCUGGACUACGAGCGCUUGAGGCAGGCCGAGGUGACGGUCAGUGCCUCUGACGCGGGCUCUCCUCCCCUCAGAGCCAACGUCACCGUCCGCCUGCUGGUGCUGGACCAGAAUGACAAUGCGCCGCUCGUGCUGUACCCAGGCCAGGACGGCAGCCCGGCGCCCACCGAGCUGGUGCCCGUGUCGGCCGAGGCGGGCUACCUCAUCACCAAAGUGGUGGCCGUCGAUGCCGACUCGGGACAGAACUCGUGGCUCUCCUACCACCUGCUGAGGGCCACCGAGCCCGGGCUCUUCAGCGUGGCUCUGCAAAGCGGGGAGGUGCGUCUCAGGAGGCCCGUGACAGACAGAGACAGCGUGAAGCAGAAGCUCGUUGUCCUGGUCAGAGACAACGGCCAGCCCCCGCUCUCAGCCACCGCAGCUCUCAGCGCCCUCCUGCUCAAGGACUUCUCUGACGUGCACCUCCCGCACAGCAGGGCCGCCACAGAGGAUCAGGACGGCUCCCUCAUCACCUAUUUAAUCAUUUCCUUGGUCUUUGUCUCGCUGCUCUUCCUCGUCUCCACCGCACUCUUUGUGGCUCGCAAGGUGUGCAAGAGAAAGGAGCUGGAGGCUGGCCCUGUGCUUUAUGGUGCCGACAACUUGCAGAGCGGCCUGGCCGAUGCAGCCGCUGCAGGGAGCCUGCCCCGCGCCUAUUGCUACGAGAUCAGCCUCACCACGGGCUCGGGCAACAGCGAGUUCAGAUUCCUCAAGCCCAUCGUCCCCAGCCUGCCCCCACAGCACUGUGCCACGGGCCAGGGCCCUGAUGAGGAGCAGGAUUUCCCCUGUGUCCCUGUCAGCACCGAGGACAUGGCCCCAGACAAUCGUGGCACUCUCUCUGCAGGACAGUUCAAUGCUCUUUCCUUCAACUAGCUGGGGUGUUCACAGACCGAAGUGUCAAUGUUCAUGGGUUGAUGUGAUCCAGUCUGCAGCAUGUGGCAAUGGUUCCUCCAGAGAAAAUAUGUUCCCAGAUGGCAUAAUUAAUUUUCUGCAAAUUCUCAGUCAGAGUAAAAUGUUAUCUUCCACUCCAAAAUCACAAAGAAAUAAGAAAGGGUAAUUAGAUUCUCUCUUUCUGUCAGUGGUACAUUCCACCUCUGUCAUGGCCAUUUGUGAUAGGCUUUCAUAAUGCACUCCCAGCUAUGCUCUUGUGUCUCUUGCUGUCAGGGCAGAUUUUGGUCUUCUUAUUCUUUGUUAUAGCUCAAUGACUUAGUUGGGUAGACAAAUCUCCCACUUGAUGAAAUUACACAAAGCCCUUUUUCCCAGCUCAGAACAGCAAGUAGUUGUGAAUACUGUGUUGUGAUGUUCUGUUGGCAGAAGGCUUUUUCUUUCUGGGGUUCUGGAUGUCUCUUUCUGAGAUGUGUGGGCUCUCUGUGUGUUACACCUUGCUCUCUCUAUGUCUGUCUGUACAGCCAUUGUGCAUUUGGCGAUGUUUCACUAAUUCUGCCCAUUGAACCAGUUGAAUAUGUCCCACCCAGUCAUUGCAAUGCUGGCAAUUCCAGCUCUGCAGGGUAAAAGGCUGUUUUGUCCCUGUGAAGACAGACUUGUCAUCUUCUUCAAGACAGAUAGGAGCAAACAACCACAACAAAAUCUUCUUUCUGCCUAUGUGUGGGUUUUGUGUUCUGUCCCCAUCAGACUCUCUUAAAAAAAAAAAAAAAAAAAAAAAAAAAAAAAAAAAAAAAAAAAGCAGUAGCAGAUACGUGAGGGAAAACUAUAACUGGAGAGAGUCAUGAAAACUUAUUCAUUGUCUUUAGGUGCAUGAAAAGUCCACAUGUCCAUCAAAGAGAAUUUUCAGAAGUCUGUAUCAAGAAAAAUUUAAAGACAGGAAUUGAGUUGUGUUUCCUGAUUCAUGUUUCUGAAUUCAGUGGCUUCUUGUUGGGAGGAGCAAGCAGCCCCUACAGGAUUUUCUCCCUUGUUGUUAGAGCAUUUGCAUUCCCAGUUCUGUCCUUUCUCCUUCUACCCUGUGAACUGUACUGGGCAUUAUUUUGCCUGUUCCUCUAGAGAAGGACUGUCACCCCAUCUUGUAUGAAUGAUGUUUGUGAUGCAUGGAAUAUUCAGAAAGCCUCCCACACACAGUUGUGCUGAAGUUAUAAAGUGUAAUAUUGUGAUUUGGAAUGCUUCUGAGUUUUAAAACUUAAAAAAACCCAUGUAGAAUUGGAAUAAAGAGAACACUCUGACU
Prinia subflava (tawny-flanked prinia) is the source of this 4211-nucleotide messenger RNA. RefSeq names its product protocadherin beta-15-like. Bases 467 to 2908 code for a protein of 813 amino acids. Gene Ontology annotation, biological process: homophilic cell-cell adhesion. Gene Ontology annotation, cellular component: plasma membrane. NCBI's taxonomy places the organism in Eukaryota, Metazoa, Chordata, Aves, Passeriformes, Cisticolidae. Gene Ontology annotation, molecular function: calcium ion binding. The record is from RefSeq and is a predicted model, not a curated record. The transcript has a single exon.